CUCGCCCCCAGGGGGAAGGCACGGGGGGGGGCGGGGAGCUGGUUAUCCUCGCCCCCAGGGGGAAGGCCCUGCUUCUUUUCAGGGAGUCUUGCAAGUCAGGUCUGAGUGGCAUUGGCAGGGCUGCAAUACAUCUGUAUCUUGCAUGGUGCAGAACUGUGCCUGACAGGCCCUGUUAGUCUUUCCUUUGCCUGAAAAUCUGCUAUGGGUUAGGAAAAGACAAACCUCUGCCUUGCAAAAAUAUAUAUAAACACAUCUGUGGCCUGCCACAGGCCCCUUUGGGCUUAAACCCCAAAGUAAAAGUACCGGCAGAGCAAAGAAACCUGGUGAUUCAGGUGUUGCAUAAGAAAUGGGCAGAGAGGCCGCCUGGGCAGAAUGUACUUGCAAACGAAGCGGUGUCUCUUCCUCUCCUCCCAGGCUUGCAGGCUGCAGAAGCUGUUUGCUGUGGAAGGGGAGCUCGAAGACGAGGACUUCCUGUCGGCCGUGGAGGAUGCAGAGAACCAGUUCUCAGAUUUGGUCCCCGUAAAUUCAAGAUGCUUGAGGCCCUUUUCUUCUGGGCCCAGAGACCCAGGCACCCCCCUGGCACCAGCUCAGGAGUCCCCACUACCUGCUUUUCCCAGUACAAGCAUGCUGUCCCCAGUUUUUGGGCUGGAGAACCUUCCCAAACUCAGAGCUGGAGCUGAUUGCCCUUCCAGCAAAACACCUGGCCUGAGGCCUCUGACAGCGGUGAACACUCGGACUGUGGAUCCUCCAGCUGUGGGCUUCAAGACUCUAAAGAACCAGGUGGCCCCUACGUUGGCAGUACCGGCCCUGCGCACUUCAAACCGCACGAGGGACUGCACGCCAAGCUGCAGCUCGGCAGCAGGGUUUAAGUUUGUGAGCCGACAGCCUCCCCUUCCGGAAGCUGCCCAUGGUGAUGAAUUUGAAAAUGACCUGUUCUUGGCAGCGUGCAUGCAGGCGGAUGCAGCCUGCGUGCAGCCAGGUCCUGGGCCUGCCGCGGCUGAGAAGGGGUUGUCCCCUCGGGUGUGCAGGAGGGAAGCGAGUAGCCCUGGAGGGACAGGUUUCAAAAAGCUUCGCGUGGGAGCUCCAAUGGUAACUCCUAGCCCUGGUGGCUCAGUCUCUCUGCAGCACGAGGGGACUCGGGCCAUCUCGAUGGGGGCAGACAGAAUGCAAAAUCAGUCCCCGUUCCAGCAGGCUGACCCUGCUCUGAAACUGAAGCUGAGGCCGAGCACAGCAGGUUCUUGCUCCUCUCAGUCUAGCCUAGUCACUCCGGCUACCUCCCUGGGGAAUGCAGUCCCUCAAGGCAACACUGCUGCAGGCACAUCUUGUGGCACCAUCUCUGCUCCCAGGUGCCACACUCUGAGGCCUUUUCAAGCAUCUCAAGGUCAGCCUGGAACCGAAGCAAGUAGCCCUUUGGUGGCUCCAGGAAAGGCUCCAAGCCUCAUCUCAGGGAGUGGCAAUCCAAGGCCACCAACGCCACAGAUGCCCAGUCAGGGCUGUUCCACACCCAGAGGGCUCAGCAGCAGUUGGGAGCCACCUGUUAGGCUCCCUGCAGGACCACGGUCCUUGAUGACUUGUGUGGAGUCACCAACUUCCAUCCCAAGAGCUCCCUACUCAGCCUCUGCUGCGGCUGGGAACCUGCAGUCUCCGGUGGUCACCAAUCACCUUGUGCAGCUGGUCACGGCAGCCAACAAGACUCCCAAGGCUUCUGGCUGGACCCCGUCACGGGUGAAAUCUCGCCGCUUCCCAGGACCUGCAGGGAUUCUGCCUCAUCAGCAUGGUGGGAAAAAUCUGGAGGAAAUCCUGAUUUCCACUCCUCAGACUCCAGCCCAUGGAGCACUGGCAAAGCUACGGACAGAGGACGUGCCGAGUUCCCAGCAGCCAAUAGAAGAGGACUUUGGAAAAGGCCCCUGGAUUGCCAUGAAAACCGAGCUGCGGUUGGAUGAAAGAGACCCCUCCUGUUUCCUCAGGACAUAUAGCGUGGCCAUGGUGCUGAGGAAGGCAGCUCUGAAGCAGCUCCCGAAGAACAAGGUCCCCAGCAUGGCGGUGAUGAUCAAGUCACUGACACGCACCAACGUUGACGCUGGUGCCGUGUUCAAGGAUCCUACUGGAGAGAUGCAGGGGACAGUGCACCGCCUGCUGCUGGAGGAGAGACAGAGCGACCUGAAGGCCGGUUCAGUGCUUCUCUUAAAGCAGGUGGGGGUGUUCUCCCCAUCCCACCGCAAUCACUACCUCAACGUGACUCCCAACAACCUGGUGAAGAUUUACGUGCUGGAGUCCAGCACCGGGAGCCCCCUGCAGCCAUCACAGGAGCAUGGGGAGAUGGGAGACAGGACGGUGCCAGUGUCCUUAGAGGUCCAAAGCCCGGCUGAAUUCCAGCAGAACUCACCAGAAAAUCUCUCCGGGGGUGCCCCCAACCCCAGGAGCACAUGGAGCUUCAGGAGGGAUGGAAACAGCAGCUGGCGUAUGGAACCAUCCUGCCAUGGAGACAGCACAUCGGUGUCCAACAGACCUUUCCACGAGGAACCCCUGGGGGCUGAAGCCUGUGACAUGGAUGACCUGGAUGGGCUCCUAGGACAGCUGCCGGAGGACUUCUUUUCUGCUUCUGCCAUGGAGAGCAGCCGGUGAUCCCCUCUGGAGUGACAACGAGGCGAAGACCCCCCAGCCAGAACGGAGCCGGAUGGUCACUCAGCCGGGGCAGCACCCGGGCUGAAUCCUGGCAGAGCAAGGACUCUGAACAGCAAGGUGACUUGUGUGCCUUAAGUAUCCUGUAUACAUUUAUGAAUAGUAAGUUUGUUGUGUGUCUGGGAGCUGUGAUGACAGGACCGUGCUGACUGAUAGUCUGGGACUCCCGUACGGAACAGGGGCGACGCUGGCAGCCCUGACGUGAAAUGAUUCUGAGCCCUUCCAGCAGCACCCUGGCAGUCUUUGCUUGGUCACAACCCGUGAGUGACACAGCCUUCCCUGCUUGUAUCUGAUUCCUGCAUUAAAUGGGUGUUUGGUACCUUU
Molecule: messenger RNA, 3006 nt
Organism: Chelonoidis abingdonii (Abingdon island giant tortoise)
Lineage: Eukaryota; Metazoa; Chordata; Testudines; Testudinidae
Gene: HROB
Product: homologous recombination factor with OB-fold
Biological process (GO): recombinational repair
Source: RefSeq, a predicted model, not a curated record